Molecule: messenger RNA, 606 nt
Organism: Acytostelium subglobosum LB1
Lineage: Eukaryota; Evosea; Eumycetozoa; Acytosteliales; Acytosteliaceae
Exons: 5
Coding region: 1-606 (201 amino acids)
Biological process (GO): protein secretion; regulation of exocytosis
Molecular function (GO): GTP binding; GTPase activity
Source: RefSeq, a predicted model, not a curated record
AUGACCAACAACAACAACAACAACAACAGCGAGAUGUAUAAGCUUUUGAUGAUAGGUGAUUCAUCUGUUGGAAAGACAUCCCUAUUAUUAAGAUUCUCUGAUGGCACAUUCCAAGAAACAUCAGUUAACAUGACUAGUGUCGAUAAUAAAACAAAGAAUAUAACGAUAGACGGCAAGACUAUUGCUCUUCAAAUCUGGGACACAGCAGGACAGGAAAGAUUCAGAACGAUCACUUCAUCAUUCUACAGAGGUGCUCAUGGUAUCCUUGUCGUGUACGACAUGACCGAUCAGUCCACAUUCAACAACGUCAAGUUGUGGAUGCAAGAGAUUCAAAGAUACGGUGUCGUCGGUGUCAGCAAGAUGCUGAUCGGAAACAAGUUUGAUCUCGAUGAUAGGAAGAUCGUCUCUACGACCUCUGCUAAAGAAUACGCCGACUCUCUUGGCAUUCCAUUCUUGGAGGCGAGCGCCAAGACAGGAUUCAACGUAGACCAGAUAUUUUCGACGAUAGCCAACGAGAUAAACAAGGGACUCAUUGGCGGUGGUGCCAAACAAGGUGUUCAGAUCAAUUCCAACGCUACGAAGCCACAAAAACAAUCAAAGUGCUAG